Molecule: messenger RNA, 351 nt
Organism: Caenorhabditis remanei
Lineage: Eukaryota; Metazoa; Nematoda; Chromadorea; Rhabditida; Rhabditidae
Exons: 2
Coding region: 1-351 (116 amino acids)
Source: RefSeq, a predicted model, not a curated record
AUGGAUUCAACCGCGGCACUGACAGACGGGCGACUCAUUCCCAGCAGUUUUAGGAAACCCAUCGUUAUCUAUACGAAUGUGGAAAUCCCUGCUGGAUCCAUUGAUGUUCGCUCUCUGUUGCCUACUGCAGAUGAAGUAAAAUUACUUCAGAUUGUUCGAACUCACCUAGAACGUGCCGUUAAAUCGUCGGAAUUCAAGGUCAACCUGGAUAUUGAAAUGUUCGAACUAUGCACGCUAAGAAACCAAAAAUGGAAUCUCAACGGAACUGAAAUUCUUGAAAAAGGACUCUCCGUCCCAGCGGUGAUUGAGAAUAAGCAUGAACUGCAUACAUUCUGGAAUGAUAAAAAAUAA